CCCAAACUGUGCAAAACCUUUUUUUUUUUUUUUUUUUUUCUUUGGGGCAUUAUUGUUAUAUCGAAGAGUGGUUUUGCAAUCAAAAUCCUUCUUCGUGGCUUUUUUGCAGCACCUGGUAUUUCGACGCAACCAUACAGAUUACACACACAUACAUACAGGCUAAGAAAGAAUUGAAAAAACAAAAACACCAACAGAGAAAGAGAAAGAGAAAGAGAGACAGACAAUCCGAAAUCCCAUAUUUUUUUUUUAAUUUUUUUUUAAUUUUUUUUUUUUUUUUUUUUUUGGGGAAAACAAACAAAAAAAAGAGGAAAAACAAAGUUCUGUAGAAAAAUCGGGGAUUUUCCGGAGGAGUUUUGGGUGGGGGGAUAAUCAUAACCAGCAGCUCUAAGUUUCGAAAGAUAACGGCUUGUUGUUGAUCAGCUGUUUCUGGUCGCAUAUUGGAAAUAUUUUAUUAUCAUAUUACGUAAUCCGUUCAUUAUUCACACCCCUCCGAACGAUUUAAUCGUAAUAGUCAACAACAUUCUUAAGGUCAAAUACUGAUACCAAUUCUAAGUUCAAGGAUAUUAGGCCUAGAAUCUGGUCUAUCAGCUACCUAUCCGGUAUUACAAUUUGCACCGGAAACCAAUUAUUUCUGUUUGAUGGGUCUGUGUCAGAAGCACGUAAAAAUCGUUUAUUGAUCCAGGAAUUCGAGUUUCUACCUUCUGAACCCAGAAGUGGAAGAAGAAGAAGAAAUCGGGUGGUUUUCCUAUUCUGGGUUGCUAUCAGAAUCAUAUCAAAGUUGGCUUUCCUUAUCAGGGUACCAUCACAAUCACAUGAAUUCCAUUUUCUGAUUGCUGGUCAUUUGACUGCGAAUCGAUUUUCCGAUCUACCUCUCCCGAUUAUCAAUCGGGAAACACGGUGUUCCGGUCAUGGCUAAGAAGUCUGGGUCACUGGAUUACUGGAGAAAUUACUUUCGGACUGCAAAUUCGGAUAUUUUCGGUAUAAUUGACCAUGCGAUCAUGGUGGCGGCUUCGGAUUGUCCUAAAGAGUUCAGAUUGCGGAGGGAUCGAAUAGCAGAGCGGGUUUUCUCCUGUAGAUUGACGAGGUGUUCUGGUUGUGACCGUGUGGAGUUGGCUGUUCCUGGUGAUGAAGAAGAAGAUGAAGAUGGAGGUUGUAAGAGUGGUUUUGACAGAGAUGGAGCUGAAUUCGAGGCAGGAGCUAGUAAAGAAAGUAAGGUUAAUAGCAGUAGGGAUGACCAGGGAGAUAUGAACACCAACCAGGUUAGCAAUUACAGCUAUGGAGAAGCUGAGGCAUUGACUGAUGAGAUUGAAGAAGCAUCUCAGAUUCUUGAGGAGGUCUCCAGGAUUAAAGAAAUUCUUCGGAACUGUGAAGAAGAGUCUGAGUCGGUAUUGUUUGAAUCGUUGAGAAGGCUUCAGUUGAUGGCACUGACUGUUGAUACUCUGAAGGCAACUGAGAUUGGAAAAGCAGUGAAUGGUCUUCGAAGGCAUGGAUCAAAGCAAAUUUGUCAUCUGGCUCGAACUCUUAUCGAUGGGUGGAAAGUCAUGGUUGAUGAGUGGGUCAAUGCUACAGAAGCUGUUGCAGGCUCAGAGGGUACCCCAGAUUCUGCAAAUCCAUCUUACAUUGAUGAUGAUGAAGAAGAAGGGCUACCAUCUCCUCCUUUGGAUGAAGGAGCUUUCUUUGCUACUCAGCCCACUUCAAUGGAGCUCUCCCAGUUCUUUGAUGGCAUGGAUGAUGAUGGAAAUCCUCGAAACAGUGGGGAAUUCAUCAAGAACCGUGCAAAUGGAAGAAGACCCUCAGUGGAGAAUCAAAAUACUACAAAACGGAAUCAGCAGUCUCGUAAUGAGGUGAACAUCCUAAGAAAGGAAAACAAAAUCCAACAAGUAAAGAAAGAAGCAGGUAUGAAGCCAGGUAAACCAGUAAAUGCUGGUUCUGGACCUGGGAGACCUCCAAAACUAAGCAUGGAGCAAAAGAUAAAGAAUGAGACAAAGUUCCAGCAGAAAUCGGAUAAGAUUGCGGUUCAAAGGAGGCCUGCUAUUGGUGCACAAGAUAAGUUCAAGUGUUCAGAUGAAGUUGCAGACCAAGUGAAACUUGAAGCCACCAAGAGGAAACUCCAGGAGCGAUAUCAACAAGCUGAGAAUGCCAAGAAACAACGGACAAUUCAGGUAAUGGAGUUGCAUGAUCUCCCCAAGCAGGGGCUUGGUCAUAGAAAUCCACAUGUGAAACCUGGGAACCGUAAUCGACAUUGGACACAUGGGCGGCGCUAGAUUAUUCAUUAUUAUUAUUAUUAUUAUUUUUCACCUGGGAGACCGGUUUUCACCUGCCUUACUGAGUUUCCUCCAUUUUUAAUCCGGUGGAAGGAUACGUAUAACCCUCUGGCGAACUGUGACUGGCUUGACCCGACAUUUGUGCAUCUGAAAUAAGAAAAUUGAUUUUACCAUUCUUGCAGGAGAGGAGAGGGGCUGUAUCUAUUGUAGAGACAAACAAACUUUUGGAACUUUGUUCUUAAUUUUUUGGGGUCUUAAAUUAAAGACAAUUGAGGUUUAGAUACGUUUUUCAGUAACCAAAAUGAAGACACAGGUUAAGUCUGAAGUUAAUGACAUAAUUUGUUCUGUUUCUGUAGAUUGAGAGAACCCUGAUGUUUAGUUACCAUUAUUAA
Messenger RNA from Ziziphus jujuba (common jujube), 2656 nucleotides. RefSeq names its product probable mediator of RNA polymerase II transcription subunit 26b. Bases 909 to 2264 code for a protein of 451 amino acids. Lineage: Eukaryota; Viridiplantae; Streptophyta; Magnoliopsida; Rosales; Rhamnaceae. The transcript is spliced from 9 exons. The record is from RefSeq and is a predicted model, not a curated record. Gene Ontology annotation, cellular component: nucleus.